Cloeon dipterum is the source of this 2438-nucleotide messenger RNA. Its product is annotated as pickpocket protein 28-like. Gene Ontology annotation, cellular component: plasma membrane. The transcript has 10 exons. Bases 392 to 2332 code for a protein of 646 amino acids. Lineage: Eukaryota; Metazoa; Arthropoda; Insecta; Ephemeroptera; Baetidae. The record is from RefSeq and is a predicted model, not a curated record. Gene Ontology annotation, molecular function: ligand-gated sodium channel activity. Gene Ontology annotation, biological process: sodium ion transmembrane transport.
AUUUAACAUGCCAAUCAUGAAUUAUGAAGUAGAAAAAGUAUCAGAGAAACAAAGAUUAAAUAAUCAUGAGAAUGAUUGCGAAUAGCAUAAAAAAAAUAUUAAAACUAGCACGCUGAAAGCUUGACCCAACGCUUAACCUAAUUUAGAAAAUUUCAUAAAAGCAUAAAACUCUCAAAUCAAUAACUCAUUUAUAAAAACACACGCGAGGAAGAUAUUGAAACACGAUAAAAGCCAUAAAUACGAGCAAAUAAAAAUGAGGGUGCCAGGUGCCCCUAUUAACAAGCAAAGCCGCGUUUUUACACAAACACAAAAGCCAUCAGUUGCGAAUCAAUCACAUAAAGCAAAUGAAGUGAAAUUGAAUGUGGCGUUGCUUGUUUGGAAAUAGCGCAAAAUGGUUCAGAGGCAGCGCUUCAGCUACUACAAAUCAGGGCUGCUCGACAAAUCUCUGUGGGGCAGCAGAGUGAUGCCAACACCGGUCGUGGCGCCUUCCUCGAGCAACUUUUGGCAGCAUCCGCCUCAUGAUCUAGGCGCGCAGGAGCCCCCUUCUAACACCCUACGCACGCAAGGGACUUUAUUUACCCCCAACUCCUUCCGGACCACCAGACUGGGUGGUAAGUUGGUUCGCAUUCCCGGCCGAAAGUGGGACCCGCUGCGGGGCUGGGUUCACUCCGGACGAGAGAAAGUGUGGGUCAAAAAACGGCCGCCGCCUGAUGACGACGAUUUUGAUGGCAACUGGCCCGUCGGAAAAGUGGCCAAAGAAUUCUGCGAGGACACGUCCCUGCACGGCGUCCAGUACUUGGCCGCCAGCUCGUGGUUUGAGAGGAUAUUUUGGGCCGCCGCCCUUAUGUCUGCGUUGAUGGGAGCAGGACUUUUGAUAAGAGAGGCGUACCAGAAAUGGGUAGACGCGCCUGUGAUCCUUUCCUUUUCCACGUUGCCGACGUCAGUCGCCGAAAUCCCAUUUCCCGCCUUCACCGUAUGCAACAUGAACAACGCGCGUAAAGGUGUCGCCCAGCGCGUACUCAACAGCGACGAAGGUGUUGAAAGCGAAAGAGACAAAAUUCUGCUUGAAGACUUUUGCUCAGUGGACACAACAAUUUCCUUUGGCCGAUCUGCAGACGAAGCAAAAGUGGAAAAAACAUUCGCCAGACAGAUCGUGCAGCCGCGCUGGUCACACAUCAAAGAGUUUCUCAUUAGGUCAACGCAGCCGUGCCACGAGAUGCUGGUGGCGUGCGCCUGGCUCGGUUUCAACAGGAAUUGCUCCAAUUUGUUCAACACGGCGCUGACCGACGAAGGCCUUUGUUGUUCCUUUAAUAAAGUGCCCAGAGACUUCCUAUUCAGAAAUCCCCGCGACCUUUCGGACCUGAACGUGACGUUUCCCUUUCCUGCAGUUGACUGGACGCCUGAGAGUGGCUACCCUUGGUCACACCAUCAACAAGCUCUUCCCUGGAGAGCGAUCGGCGCUGGAAAGCACCUGGGUCUCACGGUUGUACUCGACUGCGAAAAGCACGAAUACUUCUGCUCCUCGACCGCCUCCAUUGGAUUCAAGCUAUUGCUGCAUAGCCCCGUGGAGACACCAAAACUGCAGAGCUUUGGAUUCGCGAUUCGACCCGGCACGGAGAACUUUGUCUCCAUUCAGCCGAAAAUACGCAAGGCGAAUCCGGCAGUUGUGGACGUACCGCUGGCAAAAAGAAACUGCUACUUCGCGUCGGAGCGCUAUUUGCGCUUCUACCGCACCUACACGCAGCACAACUGUGUGCAAGAGUGCGAGGCCAACUACACAGUGUCAAUCUGUGGCUGUGUCCUCUUUUACAUGGCGAAGGACCAGGACGUGCGAAUUUGCGGAAAAAGGGAUUACAAGUGCGCUCAGGAGGCGCGGGCCACGAUGGAGUUGAGUCUGUACGCGGAGACGGGCAACCAGAGCGCGACCGACCGGCCCUCGUGCCGUUGCCUUCCGGGCUGCAGUGAGAUCAGCUACUCGGCCAAGCUCUCCUCCUCCAUCCUCGACGACUCGUUUGGCGCCAAGGACCGCUUUUCCCCUCUUGCUGACCACCCAGUCAACAUAACCUAUUUCAAGGAAAACUUCGCCAUAGUCCACCUGUAUUUUUCUGAGCCGGAGGUCACGACCUAUGAGUUAAAUGAGAUCAACGACUACGUUGGCUUCUUAAGUAACACUGGUGGUCUCCUAGGGCUUUUCCACGGAUUCAGCAUUCUCAGUUUUAUAGAGAUAUUAUACUUCAUGUCUGUUCGUUUAUUUUGCACAGUGCGAGAGCGGAACAGGAGAUUCAGAAGAUUGCGUAUUCCUAGGAGAAGACCAUUUUCGUUUGUUAAUUAGUCAGCUAGAAAAUUGUGUAUUGUUCUAAUUGACAGGUUUUAAUAUCCCUAUGCUAAUGUAGCAGGUAUAAUUGCAGAAAAACUGUAUUAAUUGAUAGAUGAUUAAA